UGUGUCUUGGUUUUAAUUAGUUAUGGCUUCCAAGAAAACAAAAGGAAGGCAAAAGGUGGAAAUGAAGAGAAUAGAAAAUCAAGAUGAUAGAUUAAUCACCUUCUCAAAACGUAGAUCUGGGAUCUACAAAAAGGCUAGCGAACUGGCUACUUUAACUGGGGCAGAAAUUGCAAUCGCAGUGUUUUCACCGGCAGGUAAGCCCUUCUCUUUUGGCCAUCCUUCGGUUGAAUCAGUUAUUAAUCGUUUCCUUGAAGAUCCAUUGGACAUGGAUAGCACUUAUCAUCUCGUGGAGGCUCACCGGAGGAUGAGGAUCGAAGAACUAACCCAAAAACAUAACGAUAUGCAACAUCAACUGGAUGAGGAGAAGGAAAAGGGUCUCAAAUUAAAGAGUAAGAUCAAAGAAAUGGAUAGCAAAGGUUGGUGGGAUACUGCUGUUGACGAGCUUAACAUCCAGGAGCUGAUUGAGUUGGAAAAAAAGUUUAAAGAGUUACAAAUGACCUUAUGCAGUAAAAUCGCUGAGAACGCCAGUACUGUUGCUUCUUCUUCACAGGCUCCAGAAAUAGGCCAUUCAUUUGCAUCUACUACUGUAAAUGAUCAAAAUGCUCCUGGUUUUCCUGAUAAGAAUCACUAAGGUAGGGUAAGUUCUCAUUAAUAACGUCAUCAAGACGAAAUCUAUAUGUAUUAUCGAUAGAUAAUAAGACAGUUCAUGGCCUGUAUAGGGUUUGUGUCUGCAAAAGAUUUAGAAUCUGCUAUGUCUUUUGUUUAUUCACUUUCAACUGUUACCUUGUUUACCUAAUGCAGGGAUUCAAUUGCGAUAAAC
Messenger RNA from Populus trichocarpa (black cottonwood), 820 nucleotides. RefSeq names its product agamous-like MADS-box protein AGL62. The coding region runs from base 23 to 631 and encodes 202 amino acids. NCBI's taxonomy places the organism in Eukaryota, Viridiplantae, Streptophyta, Magnoliopsida, Malpighiales, Salicaceae. The record is from RefSeq and is a predicted model, not a curated record. Gene Ontology annotation, biological process: positive regulation of transcription by RNA polymerase II. The transcript has a single exon. Gene Ontology annotation, molecular function: protein dimerization activity; RNA polymerase II cis-regulatory region sequence-specific DNA binding; DNA-binding transcription factor activity, RNA polymerase II-specific.